Messenger RNA from Hylaeus anthracinus, 2315 nucleotides. RefSeq lists its product as uncharacterized. Lineage: Eukaryota; Metazoa; Arthropoda; Insecta; Hymenoptera; Colletidae. The transcript is spliced from 3 exons. The record is from RefSeq and is a predicted model, not a curated record. The coding region runs from base 223 to 882 and encodes 219 amino acids.
ACGCUCGCGUCUGUGAAGUUCGUGCUCGUGAAAUCUCGUUCAACCCUCGCUCCUCGCGCCUCGCGACUCGGUAGUUUUUACAGUGCCAGAAAGAAAAACUCUCCAAAGAAGACUCUCCUGUCCUUUCUAGGGGAUCGGGGGACGUUCAGGAUCAGACUCGAUCUUCGAACGAUAGUUGUAUUGACGAGGAAGCGUUCUCGAGAUACGGCCAAAUAAAAGACAAUGGCAAGGCAGCAGACAGCCGACCGGAACAUUCCUCAUUUACGGGACAUCUUCGGAUUCGGUGGCAAAUGGGAGAACAGCCGAGUACAGGCCGAGGAGAAGGCGCCAGGCCACGACAGCGCUGUGUCCGUUGGCUCGACGUCAGGUGAAGAGGAAAGUCCUAAAAACAGCAAGAAGAAGAAGUCACGUCGUCGCGACAACAGCAAAACUUUAACCGAGAGCGACGUAAAACAUCUGGAGAGACACCUGUCCAUGAAGAAAACCAUCCGUAAGAAGAUCAUGCGCGAUUUACAGCAGGCGUUCGUCGAGGACCCGAAUGAGUUUCGAGUGGACGACAUACCCCCGGAACAGCUCAAGGCAGAGAUCAAUAUUCAGAGCCUGAGCUUCGGUACACCAUCGCAGAAACAGGGACGCACGCGUGGUAACGCCGAGAACACCUUUCUGGAUAUGUUGCGCGCUGGAGGCGGAGAUUUGGACAAGAACGCAACGGAUGGAGACAGAGAUUCUGGGCAUGGUGGUUCGCCAACGAGGGAGACACCCAAUGCACAAGACACCGAUGAAGAAUCCAGUUACCCCUACGACACACCAGUUGCAACACCGUCCAAGAAGAGUGGCAACUUCUGGAGACGUUUUACCAUGAAGAACCGCAACAAGCGGUAAAUUACUUCACGCUGACUCUGCGACGUACUGAUUACUCAUUUCCAUUUCUCUAACUGUACCAACUUAGUUAUUCGAGCAGAGCUUGCAACUGUGAUAUAUGUAAAAGAGGAAACAAAGUUCUCCCGCGUGAAAAAGCACACUUCCCGAUCUUUCUUUUUAAGGUAAAAUACUUAGUACUUAAACACUACAAAAAAUGGACCAAUACUUGAACAAUCUAGUUACACUGGUAUUAUUUGAAAAUGUUUGUUAUAUAUAUAUAAUAACUCCAUUUAAACAUUCAUUAAUGCUUUUGCAACGUUCAGUUGUCAAAGUCAAAGACAAUAUACUUUGAAGUGUGUUCAAUUACUGGGUAUUUUACUUUACAUCGAUUUCAAGGAGUUUCCGGACUUGUCUGCAAAAUAACAAAGACCAACGAUAAAAUAAGAAACCAAAUUUUUGUAAAAAACAAUGAGCGCAAUCUCAUCUCGCAUUACAUAUCACGGCGAUAUUUUUGGAAUUAUUUUCGAGGGUGUUUUUUAGAAUUCUUUUGAAUUCUUUCAAGAGGUUUUUCCGACGAAAAUAUUUGUAAAUAAUUACCGCGCGAUGUUGCGGAGACUCCUUAAAGAUUUUCUGGUCUCACAAUGUUAAACGGAACUCUUGGUGUGUACUUAAAUAAUAACUAAGAAGCGCAGCGAAAUACUUAGAAUGUAAGUGUAGUAAAUUUGAUUUUCCGUUUCUUUUUUUUUUUUUUUUGUAACUUUAAUGAUAAGGACGAAGAAAACCAGGUGAAGUAUGGUAGUCACAUGAAACAUUAAGUGUGCACAACUAUUUCAUCAUACCUGUACAUUAUUAGUAUUAGCUAGUCAGCCAAGCAGGUUUUACAGAUUUUUAAAUGCCUCAUUCUGUAUGAAGAUCAACAUCAAGAAACUACAAAAGAUACUCUAUGAUACUCUAUGAUCGAGAUUCUACUGUAUUAUUAUAUUUUUCUUUUCUGGCACUUGAAAUAUUUAUGACUAAUCUUACAAUUAAUGUAAAUCGAUGAAAUUAUUAUUAAAAAUACAAUUAUCCGCUUGCCGUGUUAAACGAGAGAUCGUGAAUGUAAAAAAUAACAAUCUUUUUAUACUUGGAAGUAAUCUUGGUUUUUUUAUGCAACCUAUUCGCUGAACAAAUAUCUGGAUAAUCACAAUUUCAGGAUACUGCGUAUUGUAAAGGUUGAUAUUUAUUGUGCACGACGUCGGUAUGAAAUUCCAUUGUUCCUAUCGUUUUAAGGCGUCUCGUACUUUCAGAAUCAGCCGCGUUUAUUCUUAAACGAAACGUAAUCACCCUGUUACAAUUAACAAUAAUCACUUACCUCAUGUAUCAAUGAUGAAUCUGAUGUAAGCUAUGUUAAUUGUAAAAACUAGAAAAUCAUAAUGAUGUAAAGGUAACGAUUAAAUAAAAGUUCUCUUCGAACG